This is a messenger RNA of Prosopis cineraria, 1636 nucleotides long. RefSeq lists its product as uncharacterized. The record is from RefSeq and is a predicted model, not a curated record. NCBI's taxonomy places the organism in Eukaryota, Viridiplantae, Streptophyta, Magnoliopsida, Fabales, Fabaceae. Bases 171 to 1400 code for a protein of 409 amino acids. The transcript is spliced from 6 exons. Gene Ontology annotation, cellular component: chloroplast.
CAAUCCAUGGACACGACUGGCCUAUUUCGAAGAUUACCAGAUUUUCACAAAAUCCAGAGCGUGGUGUUAUUUGCUGUUUCUCAUUCCUAAUUGGUAAUCGGUGAACGCUGACGAUGCUGAUCGGAUCGGAUUAUGGUCAUUUUUAAGAACAUUCUCUUCUUGACUUCAACAUGUCCACCACUCCCACCCCCUCCAUGGCCACAAUCUCCUUACCUGAAGCUAACCCCUUGAAAUGGAACCAAAACUUCCCUCUACAAUUAUUCCCUCGUCGAUUCCCUCACGCCAAUCGCUCUUUCGCUCAACCGCCUAAAUUUUCCUCCAUUAUGCGCCUGAAAGCUCCAGCCGCGCAUAACUGUAUCAAAUGCUUAUUCUCGCAAAAGCCCUCUGUACAAAUGAGUUCUGAGUCCCUUGACGUAGACUACACUAAAGCUACCUUCGAGGUCAUCGCAAGUACAAUAUUGAAUGCGCUAAAGGCCUUGAGGAAACCGGCGAUAACUGCGGUUUUGCUAGGGCUUUUAUUGAUGUAUGAUCCCAACUCGGCAACAGCCGCAUCUGGAGGUCGAAUGGGUGGGAGGUCCUUCUCUUCGCAUUCUUCAUCUUCCUCGUCUUCGAGGAGUUAUUCGGUACCCAGGUCAUCCAGCCCGGGCUUUUCGUAUUCGGUGCCGUAUUAUGCGCCUUCUCCUUUUGGGUUUGGUGGGGGCGGGUUCUACGUUGGGCCAGCAGUGGGUGUUGGAGUAGGUGCUGGGUCCAGUUUCCUCCUCAUCAUGAUGGGUUUCGCGGCGUUUAUAUUGGUUUCUGGGUUUCUUUCAGAUCGGUCUGAGGGUAGUGUGCUUACUGCCACCGAGAAAACUAGUGUGCUCAAGCUUCAGGUUGGGUUGUUGGGGAUGGGGCGCUCGCUUCAAAGGGAUUUGAAUAGGAUUGCAGAAGUUGCAGAUACAUCAUCUCCUGAAGGUUUGAGCUACGUAUUGACAGAGACAACACUAGCUUUGCUUCGACAUCCUGAUUACUGCAUCUCAGCAUAUUCAUCCGUUGACUUCAAGCGGAGUGUUGAGGAUGGAGAGAAACGCUUCAAUCAACUUUCCAUUGAAGAGCGUGGAAAAUUUGAUGAAGAGACGCUUGUCAAUGUGAACAACAUAAAAAGGCAAAGCACAAGAAGCCAAAGAGCAAAUGGAUUUAGCAAUGAGUACAUUGUGAUUACAAUCUUGGCAGCAGCUGAAGGAGUACAUAAGCUUCCUACCAUCAAUGGGAGUGGAGAUUUGAAGGAAGCCUUACAAAAGCUGGGAUCCAUUUCUUCGAGCAAAUUAUUAGCAGUUGAGGUCUUGUGGACCCCACAGAAUGAAAAUGACACUCUCUCAGAACGAGAACUCCUUGAAGAUUACCCACUAUUGCGGCCUUUGUGAUGGGUUAUUUUCGUACUAGCAUGAAGCGAGUAGAAGUGUGGUUGUAUUUUGUGGGUCACUUGUAUUUGUAUAGUUGAUGAUGGUCUAUAAUAGAACAAAAAUGAUGACAUCAAUACUUUAAUUGACACUGCCUUCUCGUGUAAGAUUAGAAUGUGUCGCGAGUUGGUAGCUCAAGUUCACCAGCUAUUUGGUCCAUGGGUUUUGACAUAAUUUCUAUAACAAAGGGGUGUUCAUCA